GCCUCCUUUGUCCUCUGCGUGCGUGCCUGCAGGCAAGCCGCGGCCGGCGGUGGGGCGCUCGAGCCUCCUCCUCGGAUGUCGCCGCAUCAUCAACGGCGAAAGAGGCAAUUGAAUCAGGCCCGGCCGCACAAAGGGCUGGCCCACAACACUGCCAGCACUCUCUCCAGGCUUGCCUUCGCUCCUCCACCAUCCCGCCUGUCCCGGCUGCUUCGCUGCGCCGCCGUCCACACCGCCCCUGUCACUCCUCCAUCCGCGGCGCGACGCAGACGCGCUGCGCCGUCCACCCAGCCACUCCUGGCACCAUAGCCAUCGCACGCUGGCCACAGCUGCAUCGAUCUGCCACUCCGGCAACCUCCAGCCGCUCGCCCUCCGCGCACGCGAGCCACGCACGCCGCCAUGCCUGGCAGCACCGGCUCGUGGCGCCGCCGCCUCGAUCGCACCGCCAAGGCAGAGAGCUAUCGAAGACAGCGCGAGCAAGAGAACAGCGGCGACAGCACGUCGCCAGACUCCAGUCGCGCCAGCUCUCCUGCGCCCUUCGCUCGUAAACGCUCCGUGCUUGGCUCCUCGACGGGCGCCAACACGCCUCCGCGCUCGACGUGGAGCGGCGCCAUCGUCACCACCUCCAUUCCGACGCCACGCGCACCGGCCGUGCCUCUCAAGGCCUCGAACGGCUCCUGGUGUCAACGGUCCGCAAUAGCAAGUGCGCAGAUCGCCAGAACAGCGCCCAUAGAGCGGCCUGUGUCGCCGCAAGAUCGAUUCUUCGCCGAAGCUACCGCCGCCAGCCUUGCGCUCGGCGCACCGCGCUCGAGCUACAACGCGCAGAGCUGGGCUGAGCUCGAUGGUAGGCGUCGCAUGCGAGACGACAUCGCGGACAAGCUGCAGCUCAUAGCGCAGUGUCCAGACUCAGACGAUGUGGAGGAAGAAGGGAAGGAGGAUGAGGAGGGAUGGGCUGCGAAAAGGAGAGAAGGGACGGGCCGUGGCGGGUCCAAGUAUGCCGGGCAAUUGCCUCGCGGCCGCGUGAGGAUCCGGGCCCUGGCGCCAUCUGGCCCAGGUGCAGAAAGAGACGACGAAGAUGCCGAGGAGGAGGAGGCGCACUUCGCGCCAUCGACGCUGGGCGACGUCGACUUCAGCGCCGCGUUUGAGCGCGAGAAGAGCAGCAGUCCGUCGAGGCUGCAGAACGACUCGGCUUCCACAUCCGUAGAUGACUCCUCGCCGCUGAAUCCUGAGCCUCGUGUGCUCUUCUCGCUUGGCACGCCGACUGAGGACUUCGACGCGGGCGCGACAGCCAAUCUAGAGACUCUCGGGCGUGUCAUGAACUCCCACGGACGUCGUUGCCGCAGCAUCAAGGCUGCGCAAUGCGUCCGGCGGCGCACGUCAAGUUCCAACCGCCUCAUCAAGGCCCUUCCCACCAAUCGUGCGCAGCACACUCUCGCGACAGCAGCGCGCGAGGAGGAAGGUGACGACGCGCCGCACAAGCGUCGCAUCACGCUCGCGCUCGAGCUAGACGCUCCGGAGGCGCCUUCGCCAUCGCUGCCGCCGCCGAAGGUGCAGUCGAGCUGCAAGAAGUGCAAGGAUGAGUCCUGCACUUACGAAGAUCUCUUCAACGAGCAUCAGCGCCUCACUGAGCUGCUCGAGUCGCGCCAGCUCGUGCAUGACCUGUACCAGGCGCGCAUCGAGGCGCUCGACCGCCUGCUCGGCAAGGAGCCGCCGGCGGCAGAUGACUCAGAGCCAAGCGAGGCCAGCGCCGAAAAAGCAGACUUCACUGCGAAAGCCGCGCGCCUCUUUGACCAGAUCCAAUGCGCUGCCAUGGAAGCGCCGGCGGUCGAGCCUCCGAGGCCAAAGCAGGUCGUCACGGAGAACUGGAUCAUCACUGUGCCCCAGGGCAUCGUCGUAGGUCCGGCACCGCCGCUGCCUUCAGCGCUCCAUGCGCCGGCGUAUCUGCGCAGCCAAGCACGCCCAGCCAAGUCGAAACAAGAAAAGCAGGUGCUCGUGCGCACGCGACGAGAGAAUCUCUGGCCGGCUCCGACGAGCAAGUAUCCGCUCACGGUGAGCCACAUGCUCGAGAAGGCGCGCACGAUGCAGAAGGCUGGCGUGCCUCUGUCGCCGUCGAUGCAGCGCGUGGUCGACAGCGAUGCGAAGCUGCGAGAGCUGCUCCGCUCUCGCCCGCCGACGGGCACUGCCAAGCCCAGCGCUGUGAAGGUGCGCGACGCGGCCUUCGAUGCGCAGGUCAAGAGCGUACUGCUGGCGCUCGAGGCCGAAGCCAAGGCCGAGCCCGAUCGCCUUGCGCUCUUCGCACACCUCAAGGCCACGCUUACGGGCUCGGGCGACGAGCGCAAGAUCGACGUCCUGGCAGUCAAGCUUCGCGUGUUGCGUUCCUGCGCGUCCUUCUCCGCCAAGGAGGUGGCAGAGCAUCGCAAGCUGUUCGGUCGUCUUGGCGUCUCGCUGCCGUCGACGUGGGGCACAGAGCUGGACGCGAGUCUUGCGCUCAUCGAUCCUAUCUUUGAGCUGCUUAAUCACGCGUCCGAAGCUAAGGACGGCGCUCGACGCAUGCCGGAGAGCAUCAUGGAGGGCCUCAUCGAUCUGCUCACCGACUUCCUCGACGUCGCCGUCAACCACUACGCUGAGCAUCGCGACCGCGUACGCCAGUUCGUCGAGGGCCUGAUGAUGCCGACGGCACGCCAGGUGGACGGGACGCUCGAGGUCGCCGACAUCCUCGCAGAGGGAGAGCUGUCGAGCGCCAUUCUCAUCGUGGCGUACGGUAACGCCCGCUCCCUCUCCACCUAUCUUUCGAAGCGCGUCGAGAAGGAGACGAUGCCGCUCGCACUGGCGCUCGACACGAAUCUGCUGCAGCUCGCGCUGCGCAUCGUCGCCGUCGUCUCGAAGCAGCUCCACGCUGUUGUGCUCAAGGGCCAGCCGGCGUGGCAUUUGCUCCCGCGCGACCGCGCUGAAGGAACGAAGGCGUUCAACGAGAGAAUCUUGCGUAUGUCGAAGGAGGAGCCUUUCGCUUACCUUAAGCGUCUUGCUGCGGAGGGCACAGGCUCGUCUUCCUCUGAGUCGGAUGCCGCGCCAGAGACAGCGCCGGAGCCGGAAGAGCCGGAGCCCAAGGCCGAGCCCGAGCUUAAGGCCGAGCCCGAGCCGACGAGGAGCGCCAUUCGUCGAGCGCAGCGCAAGCAGCAGAGAGCGGCGCUCGAUGGCACUCCCGAAUCGGCGACUCCAGCGCUCGACCUCGGCGCCGACCGCUACGUCCUCCGCAUCCUGCCCAUGACGAUGCGGCGCGAUCUGAUGCGCACGCGUAUGAGUUGUCUCUUGCAGUUCCUCAUCGGCCAUCUCUUCCCGCCCGGCGCGCUGAGCGCUGCCAUGACCGUCGGCGGCCUGAUGAACGACUACGCGAAGGGCGUCGGCGCCAAUUGCGACCUGGGCAUCAGCGAGAUCUGCUCGACGGUCAUGACGCCCGCCAUGCGCAAGCUGCAGGUGUACGAGCACGCACACCAGGACCGCUCCGCCGCCAUGCUGCUCACGACGGGCGUGGCGCUGCGCAGCGUCCUGACGCGCUUCGACCAUCGCGAGUCGGACGCGAUGGCGUUUGGCUACACGGUUGCCUCCGAGGCAGGCCUGCGUCGUCUCUUCGCCGUCGUGGAGCGGCAGCUCGAGACGCUCGAGCGCAAUUACGACGGCGAGACGGGCACGUUCUUCCGGCAACUCGAGGCCGGCGCCGACGGUCGUUCGCGCCUCGAGGUCGGCAUCGAGCUGUAUCGCGGCGUGGACCUCAAGGCGCCGCUCAUGAAUGUGCUGAAGCUGCUCAGCGAGGUCAUGUCGGCGCUGCUGAAGGCACAAGUCGCGUCGCAUAUGGAGAAGGAGCGCGGCAUCCUCAAGCGAGAGGCGCACUACGAGCUCGAUCCGUGGGAUGUUGAUGACCGGCUAUCGGAGAACUCGCUCGAGAUGCGUCGCAGCAAGCUCUUCGAUGGCGGCGUCGGCCCCGAGCUCAGUCUCGAGGCGCUGUGCAUCGCCCUCCCGCAAGUCUUCUGCGAUGCCCUCGAGCGCGAGACGCUGCCCGAGGCAAGCAAGAUCUGCAUCACCCUCAAGAAGAACCCGCACCCGCCCAAGGCGCGCGCCACCAAGAUCAAGCAUUCGGCGGGACGCAGCCGGCGUCCGGGCAUCUGAUCGCCAGCAGCGUCGCGCAGCAAGGCGCGAGGCCAUCGUGCGGCGACCACACCACUCACAUUUCCCUUCUGCGUCACGGCUGUUCUGCAACCACGCACUCGUACCCACGCACAUCAUUCCCGUCCAUCAAGCAUCCCUCUAGGCCAUUCAAUGUCAUCGUGUCACU
Molecule: messenger RNA, 4327 nt
Organism: Tilletiopsis washingtonensis
Lineage: Eukaryota; Fungi; Basidiomycota; Exobasidiomycetes; Entylomatales
Exons: 6
Coding region: 397-4161 (1254 amino acids)
Source: RefSeq, a predicted model, not a curated record